Molecule: messenger RNA, 4162 nt
Organism: Nymphaea colorata (pocket water lily)
Lineage: Eukaryota; Viridiplantae; Streptophyta; Magnoliopsida; Nymphaeales; Nymphaeaceae
Exons: 6
Coding region: 216-2708 (830 amino acids)
Source: RefSeq, a predicted model, not a curated record
CGCCCUUGUGUGGAGAAAAGUCGGCUUUGUAGGAAAUUGGGUUGGGUGGUUUUGUUCUUGACGGCAAAACGGUGGACCUGAACAAAUUUUUUGAGCAGAGAACACGCUCGCGGCUUCGUGGCCGAGACAGUCGGUUCACCAUCUCCUUGGGGUGGGGGAGUCCUGAAGAAUUGUCGUUAGAGUCUUCCUGCUUCUUCCGAUCUGCUUCUUCAACUAUGCAAUCCCUCAACCCAGUCUUCGUAGAGGAUUGGCUUGAAAUAUGCUGCCAGAACAGCAGUAGUCGCCUCUCAGUAUCAUCGCCAGCAGCGCCACCAUCAUCUGCUACAGAAAUCAUUCAAGCAUGGUCCCAGAUCAGAAAUUGCCUUCAAGAGAAGAACUUUCAACCCCAGCAUCUUCUCCCAUUCCGAACGCUCGUGAGCUCUCGAUUCUCACUUCGCGUGGCAGACUCGCAGGCCAGACUCCUCCUUUCCGCCCUUUCCUUCUCUUUCCCACCUGAAUUAGCACCAGAUUUCUGCUCUCUCAUUCUAAGACUCCUCUACAUCUGGGCGAGAAAAUCCGUUCACGGUAAUGUCUCUCUGCUUGAGUCUGCCGUCUCUUCUGCCUGUGAUCUUUUUUGCCAUUCUGGAUAUAAGGGGAAGUUUGUGGGAGAAGGGAUUCUGUUUUUGGGUGCGGUAUCUGCAGUACCCAUAUUGCCGGAGAGCUCGAGGAAGCUCUGCUUGGAGAUGGUUCUGAAGCUGUUGGAUGAACAAGGGAGUGGACAUGUCGGGGGUACUACGGAGGUUUUAAGUGGAAUUGGGUACUCUCUUUUUUCUUCCCAGAUGUACGAAUUUGAUAAGAUUAUUAAUUGGUUUCUUAAUGUGUGGGAUAGUUCGUGUGUUUUUUGUGCUUGUGUGUCUCACGGGCUCAUGAUUUUUCAUCUAAUGGAGUGGUUGGCUUCUCGUUGCAUUUCGUCUGGUUUCUGGGAGAAGAUUGAAUUGUUACUGGCCCGAAUGGGUGAGAAAACUCGUGGUGGAGACGAUGGCGUGGUGCCAUCUGGAGUCCAAUUUACUUUGAUCAUGUCAGCGGGUGGAGUUCUGAGGGGCUUGAAUAGGGGCAAUGGAGGUAAGGAUAUUGUUAGUCGAUUGAGAAAAUCAGCAGACAAUGUAAUUGAUACAAUAAUAAGCUGCAUCAUUGUUCAAAGCCUUGGGAGGAAUCCAGCAGGAGAAUUUGAUUACUUUGAUCAUGGUAGCAGUUCCACUGUUCUUCGCUGUAUUGCCUUGUGCUUGUGCCGUACGGGGCCGAUAUCAUUUCGUGCAAACGUGCUAACAUGCCUCGUGCUGGCGUUGUUGCAUGAGGUUUUUCCUUUGAUUUAUUUCUACGGCCAAAUUGUGACCAACUCUUCGGAGAGUUUGGCAGCGGUUGUUGCACACUUGGAGAGCAUUCUGUUCAAAGAGGCAGGAACCUUGACGAGGAUAUUGUGCAAUUUGUAUGUUCUGGCAAAUGAAGAACAAAAAUCGCUAGUGGAGAAUUGUAUCUGGAACUACUGCGAUAAAGUCUAUUCCAAACAAAGGCGAUUUGCAUAUACAUUUGGAGAAAAGAGUGAAUUGCUGAAAGGGUUGGAGAAGAUUGGAGAAUCUGCAUUCCUUAUGAUUGUUAUCUUUGCAUCGACUGCGACAAAACACAAAGCUAGCACACAACCUACCGGUGAAAUCCAGUUGGGCCUUUCAUGGAGGACGCUUUCUGCCUUCUCAUGCAUAGAGUAUUUCCGCAGGGUGAGGAUUUCGGAAUAUGCUGAAACGGUCAGGCGCUCAGUAUUGUGCAUUAAGGAUGACACAUCUGCUUGUUCCUCUCUUGUUGAAAUGCUGCCUUCGUAUGCCGAAAUUACCCGACAAGGUUGGAAUAUGAACUACGUUUGGUUUAAGGAUGAGGUGCAGACUGCCCGUAUUCUUUUCUAUUUACGGGUUCUUCCACCAUGUGCAGAGAAAAUUCCCACAAGUUUGAUUCAGAAAAUCCUUGCACCUAUGGUGUUUUUAUACAUGCAUCAUCCUGAGGGGAAGGUGGCUAGAGCUUCACAUUCACUAUUUUUGGCUUUUAUGUCUUCUGGAAAAGAUGCCUUCGAUGAUCACAGAACCUUGUUGAAAGAGCAACUGGCUUUCUAUUACAUGCAAAGAGCAUUAGAGGGAUAUCCAGGGGUGACCCCUUUUGAGGGUAUGGCAUCUGGUGUCGUUACCUUGAUCCGCAAUCUCCCUGCUGGAUGUCCAGGCAUAUUUUAUUGCGUAAAUAGCAUCAUUGAGAAAGCAAGGAUUAUGAGUCAGGGUAAUGAACCAACUGAAAAUCAGCAAGAGUGUUCAGAGCCUUGCAAGAAACUGCUAGAAUUCCUGCCCCGACUUAUUCUCCUGGUGGAUAUACAGGUACUACCGGGGUUAUUGAAGCUCUUGGCGCAGCUCAUUGUACAUUUAAGGGGACAUCCCUUGACCAUAGUACUCGAUGGUAUUUACGCUCUUGUGGCAGAAUCUGAUGAUGUUACAAGAAAGCCCCUUUUGGUUUCGUGGGUGCACUCAGUUACUUAUCUCUCUUCUCAAGCUGGAAAAAAUAACAGCAGUAAUAGCCACACAAAUAUUUUGGUGGGCAAGGGCCUAGAUGUUGGAGAUGGUUCUUCACAAACUGCAGGCAUUUCUCCCCCAAACAAGACGUGGGGGAGUUAUUUCUUUCCUGGUUCCAGACUCUAGAAUACUGACACUAGCUGAUGGUGGACUAUAAAUACUUUUGGUUGCAAAAAUUUUAGCUGGUAUACAGUAUACACCUGCAUUAAACAUGAGAUUGGGCAAUAGGGCUAAGUCAAGUUAAUUAUUGUCAUCAGCAAAAGGGGUCAGGCCCAUCCAUCUGGAUACUACCUUUCUGGAUAAGUUUGUUUUGCCUCAAACAACACGCUUGAGAGUCUUAACUCUUAAGCUUGCUGAUUAGUAGAGCAAUCUACUUCCUAGGCAAUGGGCUACACAGCUUUAGGAUGUUGUCUGUGUUAUUAAUGUAUAUGAUUAGCUGUAGAGCUGCAGCAGAAUUAAAUAUUUGAAGAUGGUUAUGCAUCGCAGCAACUUGUGUAGCAAAAUUUUAUUUUAUGCUGACAAGAAGAACCACUUGUUAGAUACCAUCAAAAUAUUUGGCCAAAGCAACUGAGCAUUGACAUGAAAAUGACAUAGAGAAGCUCAUCCAAUAACAAUUCUCACGAGCAGCAGAGAAUAUGAGAGUCUCAAAUUGUUCUUCGGGUCAGAGAUUUACAGGAAUUGGUCACUUUGGUGACAAAUGAGCAGAAGGGCUGAUACAAAUUGCAGUCGUCUUCUGAAUUCAGAGGGUAGUUGCACUCAGAGAGCUGAAAUCCUUGUUGCAAUAAGGGGAGAAGCCAAAUAGCAAUUAAACCUGCCAAUCUGCCUUCAGAAUUCUUGCGGGCCAUAUACCUCCCAUAGCAAAUACUUCAUCUACUUUCUUGUCUAGGCGCAUGAGCUGGUGGAAUCAGCAUUUUGAGCAAUCCAUGGGUGCUCGAGAAUUUUUUGUAGUGAUAGCCGCUUUGAAGAGUCCUUGACCAAGAGCUGCACAAGGAAUUCUAAAAUGAGCACAAAAAAAUCAUGCAAGUGAUUUUGCUCUACAAAUUAAGUCUGUUUUUGUCAUGCAUAUAUUGCUGGGGUGGAAGGGAAGCUAAGAUCAACCCUCAGAAUCCUGCAAAACAAUGUCUUCACUCAAGUCAAGAUUUGCAAACCUACUUCCUUGGGGAGCGGGUUAAGAGACUUAACCUCCUGAAGGUAUCCGACUGGCUUUCAGCUUCGAAAGGUGGUACACCGUACAGGAAUUCAUAGCAGAGUAUGCCCAAACACCAAUUAUCAACAGUGUGAUCAUGUAAUCUGUUUUCCACCAUUUCCGGUGGUAGAUAAUCCAGAGUCCCGCACAUGGUUUGCCGUUUUGUUUUGGAGUGAACGGACCAACCAAAAUCAGCGAUUUUCAGCUGACCCUGUCAACAAUACGUUAUCGCUAUUAAGGCAUAAAAAACUGGAAUGUCCAAGCCGCAUCCCACAAAUAUUAUGUUACUGUAUUCCCAAUCUUACAAACAAGCGUGAUUCGCUUGUUUCAAUUACACUGAAUUUAUGUACUGAGCGCUUCCUGCAAUGUUAUUGUUCUUGGACUUUUUUGUUCA